This is a messenger RNA of Lachnellula hyalina, 1611 nucleotides long. RefSeq names its product Polyamine oxidase (gene PAO). The transcript is spliced from 4 exons. Lineage: Eukaryota; Fungi; Ascomycota; Leotiomycetes; Helotiales; Lachnaceae. Gene Ontology annotation, molecular function: oxidoreductase activity. The record is from RefSeq and is a predicted model, not a curated record. The coding region runs from base 1 to 1611 and encodes 536 amino acids.
AUGUUUAAAUAUAUCAUACCAAGGGCCGUGCUGCUUCUCUCUCUGUUUCAGACUGUAAUAGCCUCUCCUGCUUAUUCCCGUAAUACCCAGAACUCAACAUGUACAAAGGCGAAAGUUGCGGUACUAGGGGCCGGCAUGGCAGGAAUAGCAGCUGCGCAAUCAUUGCAUAAUGCUUCAAUUUCAGAAUUUGUGAUUAUUGAUGUGAACUCGUACAUCGGCGGACGAGUGGCACACACAACCUUUGGAACAAACCCCUCAACCAAGCAGCCUUACACUGUUGAACUCGGCGCAAAUUGGGUACAAGGCCUUGUCUCUGACGGUGGGCCAGAGAACCCCAUCUGGACACUGGCGAAGAAGUGGGGGCUGGAGAAUACAUAUUCAAACUACAGUUCUAUUCAAACGUAUGACCAGGAUGGAUCCGCAGAUUUUGCGGGGCUGUUGGACGAUUUCGAGGAUGCUUAUAGCACUGUGGAACAAGAUGCUGGAACAAUAUUGACUCAAAAUCUGCAGGAUAGAACGAUGAGGACUGGGCUUAGUAUUGCGGAUUGGAAGCCGAAGAAGGACAUGCAGAUGCAAGCUGCCGAGUGGUGGGAGUUCGAUUGGGAGUAUGCUUAUAGCCCCGACCAAAGUUCGCAGACAUGGGCUAUUGUGAACUACAACACAACCUUCUACCAAUUCUCCGGUGACAACAAUUACGUCUUCGAUCAGCGCGGCUUUAACUACUUCAUCGAGUCAGAAGCCUACACCUUCCUCCAGCCCAACGACACGCGUCUCCUUCUCAACACAAACAUCACCUCAAUCGCCUACUCCGACUCCGGUGUAACGAUCACCAACGCCGACGGCUCCUGCAUCCACGCCGACUACGCAAUCUGCACCUUUUCUCUCGGCGUCCUCCAAAACGACGUUGUGGACUUCCAACCCGCUCUCCCAGCAUGGAAACAAACCGGAAUAGAAGGCAUGCAAAUGGGCACCUACACCAAGAUCUUCUUCCAAUUCCCUCCAGGCCCGGACGGGACUUUCUUCUGGGAACAUGGCCCAGACCCUACUACACAAUUCUUCCUGUACGCAGACCCCGUCGAAAGAGGCUGGUAUCCUGUCUUCCAAUCCCUCUCCGCACCGGGCUUUAUAGAAGGUUCUGGCAUAUUUUUCGUCACAGUUGUAUAUGCGCAGAGUUACAGAGCCGAACAGCAGGACGACGAUGCUACAAAGGCAGAAGUCAUGGCUGUGCUAAAAAAAAUGUUCGGCGCCGAUAUCCCCGACCCGAUAGAUUUCAUGUACCCGCGCUGGAGCACCGAGCCCUGGGCAUAUGGCAGUUACAGCAAUUGGCCGCCCGGGCUGAGCAUCGAGACGCAUCAAAACCUACGCGCAAAUUUGGGGCGGCUUUGGUUUGCGGGGGAGGCUACUAGUGCAGAAUAUUAUGGGUUUUUGCAAGGGGCGUAUACGGAAGGCCAAGCUGUAGGGACGACCAUUGCAGAGUGUAUUGGGGGGAAUACGACGGAUUGUGUGAGUGAGCUGAGUUAUCGGACUGUAAAGGGUUGUACGACGAGUGAGCGGCAGUUGACGGAGGAGAAUGGGUGGUUUGUGUCUAGUAUGGAUACCUUUGGCUUUUAG